Messenger RNA from Emericellopsis cladophorae, 1320 nucleotides. RefSeq lists its product as uncharacterized. The record is from RefSeq and is a predicted model, not a curated record. Gene Ontology annotation, cellular component: extracellular region. The transcript has 3 exons. Lineage: Eukaryota; Fungi; Ascomycota; Sordariomycetes; Hypocreales; Bionectriaceae. Bases 1 to 1320 code for a protein of 439 amino acids.
AUGAAGGCCUCUUUCGCGUCAAUCUUCCUCGCCGGCCUGGUCACCAGCGCCGCAGCCCAAGACUUCAAGGCUGCGGAGUUCAAGGUCCAGGCUUCCGACUUCAAGGCCAACGAGCUCAAGGCCUCCAGCGCCCCCAAGGCUGUCGCCAUGUCCACCCUGCGUCAGCGCAAGGAGUCCCAGUUCGAAAAGGACAGGGCCGAUGGCAUGUACAAAAAGAACCGCUACGAGGUUGCCAGCGCCACCGAGUGCGUUGACGGCAAGGCGGGCGAGUACUCGUGCAACAACAUCGACCUCAAGGGCUUCAUCCGCCACCAGGACACCAACAGCCGCACCCGUGAGGGCAACGAUGUCUGGGGUUGGACCUCUCCCUCUGGCCGCGAGUUCGCCCUCCUCGGUCAGUCCGAUGGCACCGCCUUUGUCGAGGUCAACUCGGAUGGCAGCCUGACCUACGUCGGUCGUCUGCCUACACAGACUGUUGCGUCCUCGUGGCGUGACAUCAAGGUCAUCGGCAACCACGCCUACAUUGGCUCCGAGGCCCCCGACCACGGCAUGCAGAUCUUUGAUCUCCGCAAGCUGGAGAGGGCCGACAAGAAGAACCCUCCCACCUACAGCGUCUCCAGGGACUUGACUGCUCACUUCACGGGCUUUGGCAGCAGCCACAACUUGGUGGCCAGCGAGGACCGGGAUAUCAUUGCCGCUGUCGGUACCGCGUCGUCUCUCAAGUGCAAUUCUGGCCUCUGGUUCGUCGACGUGUCGAACCCUGCGCGCCCCCAGGACGCUGGCUGCCUGUCUGACGACGGCUAUGUGCACGAUGCGCAGUUGGUCAUCUACAACGGACCGGAUCGUCGGACAACCUACAACGGUGCUACAUACACCCACCAGGGUUGGUUGACCGAGGACCACAAGUAUCUGCUCCUGGACGACGAGCUGGACGAGCAAUACAUGAACGGUCCCGCCGCCGACCAGCGCACCACCACAUACGUUGUCGAUGUCACUGAUUUGACCUAUCCUGUUUUCAGGGGUAUCUAUAAAAGUCCUGUUAAAAGCAUAGAUCACAAUCAAUACAUUGUUGAUGGGCUAUCGUACCAGGCGAACUAUGGUUCUGGUCUGCGGGUGGUUAAUGUCACAUCGUUGGCCGAGGACGACACUGGUGCGCUCUUCGAGGAGACGGCCUUCUUUGACGUACGCCCAGAAGAUGACGAGCAAGGCGGUGCUGCUACCUUCAACGGUGCUUGGUCUGUCUACCCUUACUUCAACUCUGGGCACAUUAUCGUGUCGUCGAUUGAGAGGGGGCUGUUCAGCUUGAAGAUGAAGAACUAG